Molecule: messenger RNA, 2367 nt
Organism: Ricinus communis (castor bean)
Lineage: Eukaryota; Viridiplantae; Streptophyta; Magnoliopsida; Malpighiales; Euphorbiaceae
Exons: 3
Coding region: 233-1921 (562 amino acids)
Biological process (GO): rRNA base methylation
Cellular component (GO): cytoplasm
Molecular function (GO): rRNA (uridine-N3-)-methyltransferase activity
Source: RefSeq, a predicted model, not a curated record
GCGGGUGUUUUGGGAAGAUUGUCAUAAAGUUAUCUUCUUGUCUGACAUUUCUCUUUCUUUAUUCUCUAUUUUAUUCUUGAGAAUCAUCUUGCGUUUUGUGAGGUUUAGGGUUAGCAAAAUGCUACUGCUUUUUCUAGAAAAGCAAAUAUUGUUUUUGGGUCAAGUGAUGAUGUUAUUUUGUUUUCCUAUUAUUAGUUAAUGGGGUCUGAAGGGUUCAAACUCAUCACCCCACAUGUUUUUUGAAGGGGCAGAGAGAUUGCUAGGAUUUAAUGAGCGAGUCCAAUGGCUUUAUGUAUUCGAAGUUGGAUGCUUAGGAAUGAAGGUUCUGUCAUUGUCAUAUGUUGUUGUGGUUAAGAAAUACGAGAAAGCAAAAUCAAAUUUGGAUAAUCUGUUGAAGUUAGGAGCAACAACAAUUCAUGGAGUGGAUGCCACCAAAAUGAAACUUCACUCAGAUUUGAAGAUGCAGAAGUUUGAUCGAAUCAUCUACAACUUUCCUCAUGCUGGGUUUUAUGGGAAGGAGGAUAGUGUCCAGCUAAUCAAGAGGCAUAAGAAACUCGUGCUAGGCUUCUUCAGGAAUGCAAGUGGCAUGCUACGACCCUUUGGGGAAAUACAUGUUACGCACAAAACAUCAGCUCCAUUUUGCCACUGGAACAUAAAGGAACUUGCCUGGAGAAACUCUUUAGCAUUAGUCGAGUGUGUUGAUUUCAAGAAACAAGACUAUCCAGGUUAUAACAACAAGAGAGGAGAUGGCACUAGAUGUGAUGAGCCCUUCCGCUUGGGACACUGCAGUACCUUCAAAUUUAGAUUCUUCGCUGCUAUUAAGAUGUGUGAAGUAAAGAGUCACUCGGAAUUUACUCAAAAAAGUUCUGAAUCUUAUCAAGAACUCCCAAGCCAAACACAUUAUCAGCCAACUUUCUUCCAUGGUGGGCAUCCUCAAACAAGUUCCUCCAGAAAUAUGAAUGACAUUACAGCACACAGGUCGUUACCUCUAGCAUUUAAUGCCAGAAGUGCUAAUCUCUUUGAUAGGCACUUCGAUCAUGCCUCAGAAAUAUAUCAGAGACCUACUAUCAGUGAUGUGGAUUAUUUUGCUAAUAAAACAGAGGGACAUGAAUAUGAAAGGUACAUAGCAGAAGCAUCUGGAAGAUCCCAGCACUAUCAGGGUAAUCCCUUCAAAAUGCAGCACCAGCAAGCUUCAUUCCAUCCUAUGGACCGUCAAACAGAAUUCACCAGAAAUAUGAAUGGACUUCCAGUAUACAUGGGGGCACCAUUACAAAUUAGUACCCGAAAGGAAAGUGUUAAUGCCUCUCAAAGGGUUGUAGACUGUGUUGCUAAUCGGUUACAGAGAUGUGAUUCUGACAGGUACAUGGCAGGACCAUCUGGAAGAUCUCAGUACUUUCAGAAUAAUCCCUUCAAAAUGCAGUAUCAGCCAGCUUCAUUCAGUCCUAUGGACCAUCAAACAGAAUUCAACAAAAAUAUGAAUGAACUUCCAGGUCACAUAGGGGCACUUUUAACAAUUAGUACCAGAAAUGUAAAUGCUAACGCCUGGCACGGGGAUGUGGACUAUAUUGCUAAUCAAGCACAAGGAUGUGAUUAUGAAAGGUACAUGCCAGAAGCAUCUGCAAGAUCUCAGCAUUUUCGAGAUAAUCUCUCCAAAAUGCAGCACCAGGAAGCUUCAUUCGGUCCUAUGGACCGUGACCGUCAAAUAGAAUUCAACAAAAAGAUGAAUGAACUUCCAGUUUAUGUGGGAGCACCUUUGACAAUUAGUAUCAGGAAGGAAACUGAUAAUGCCUGGCGCAGGGAUGUAGACUAUGUUUCUAAUCAAGCACAGGAAUGUGACUGCCAAAGGUACACGGCAGAAGCAUCUGGACAAUCUCAGCAUUAUCGAAAUAUUAAUGCCUCAAAACGAGUACUUAAACUGUGACUCGAGGUGGGUGGGGUAUUCCUUUUUGGUCGGGUUUCAGAUGGAACAAGAAUGUAUAACUCUAGGUUUGUAGCAGGUGUUCCAGAUGAACCUUGCUUGGUGAUUGAAUGUGUGUGCACUGUUCGGAACAUAAAUAUCAGGUCAGAACUGCAGCAUAAGAUGGUGUUCAUAUAUGGUCAGCACACGGAGUGAAGGAUUUUGACUGGUUUUUGUCCAAGCUAACUUGAGCUUCUUUAGUCUUUUUGUUGGCUGGAAAUCCAAAUUAGCAUAUAAUCUUUUGGCAGGAAAACAAUUUCAGGUCUGUUCUUAGUUCCUCCAUACCCCAGUUCCCUUAUUUAUUAACUGGAAAUCUGAGUUGCAUGGCUUGUGUGUACAUAAUAUUGUCAUCAACUGAUAUCCGGAACUAGUACCACUAGUUAAAAUGAAAUAUGCAGUUACUUAUUUAA